Molecule: messenger RNA, 7201 nt
Organism: Anopheles funestus (African malaria mosquito)
Lineage: Eukaryota; Metazoa; Arthropoda; Insecta; Diptera; Culicidae
Product: phospholipid-transporting ATPase VD
Exons: 12
Coding region: 827-5620 (1597 amino acids)
Biological process (GO): phospholipid translocation
Cellular component (GO): plasma membrane
Molecular function (GO): ATP binding; ATPase-coupled intramembrane lipid carrier activity; magnesium ion binding
Source: RefSeq, a predicted model, not a curated record
CAGGGUUAACGCAAGUUGUCAAAAAAAAAUUGUUCAAUUCCGCGAACAUCAACUGUCAAACCGCACGAAAUGAUAAAACCUGUCCGGGGUAUAUUUUGAGGGCAUUUGACGAUAUCGCUGGUAUUCACUGGAAGGUGGAAGUUUAAGUUUGUCGUGCGUUGAGGGAUUGAGUUCGUUUUCAAGUUUUCCGCGAAUCUAAAUUUGUUACUGUGGCUGUUUGUUGUGUUUUUAACUAUUUUCCGUUGGCCGUGAUUGUAAUUUUGUUAAAGUUCUAAAGAAAAGAAGAAAUAUCUUCCUCUGAAUGAUCCAAUAUUUUCUUUGGCGAGUGCAGUGGCCGUUUUAACCGUUAUGUCUGCAAGGCAAUAGCAUCGUAGUGACGAAGAAAGUAAGCCAUUCUGCGGAUUAGCUUUCUCAGCUUUUUUUCGUAAACCUGAGCACACGGUGAAGGUGCUACGGGUUACAAAGUGUUGUGUUUUUAAAGUAUUUGAGCGCCUGUUAUUUGCCAACAAUCACUGUGAAAUGAAACGUUACUCUGAAAGUGAAGUUACAUCGUAAUAUAUAUACAGAGGCAACCCAACAGGCUGUGUGUGUGUCUAUCGAAAACCCGGCACGUUCAAAUGUGAUUGCGAAAUAUGCUUAGGUAGCUGCAAAAAAAAAAAUUAGUCGUUGUGUUCCACAAUCGCAAACCUACCCGCAGCUUAUGCUUAUGUGCAUAUGAUUAGAGUGUGCGUGCGUGCAUGAGUGCGUGCAAGCAAAAAAGUGAAAGUGUUCUCACUCGUAGGGCUCAUCUAAAUGGUGCAUUCCGUCGCCAACAGCAGCAGCAGCAAUGACGCAAGCAAAGGAGGAUCUAUCCAAGGAUAUUGCGCCGGCGGGCGACGGAGGGGGCGGUACCGGUGUCGGUGCCGCAAUCGGUUUUCAUAAUCUUCCCCAGCAACAUCAUUCUCAACAUCAUCACCAGCAGCAGCAGACACAACAUCCGCUCCAUCCACACCAGGAGCAUCCGCUCGAAUCAUCCGGAGACCAUAGGAAGUACGUGUUUCCGGGAUCGUCCCAGACGGCCGGUUCGCAAGCGGUACAAGCUGCACAGUUGAUUGGUGGUGGAAUGAACUCCAUUCUAGGCACCACCGCAAAUCCGUCUGCCGGGCGAAUAAUGCUCGAGUAUCAGCGCCCCACAGGCGGAGGUCACUCGCGCUCGGUUAGCCAUGGCGAGGGGUCGUUCGGGGGUUCGUUGGUUGGAAGUGGUGGCGCAGCCGGACGACCUUCAGCCUUAAAGUCAGCGGUCAAGGGAGGCCAUCAAAGAGCACUGUCGCAGGGCCAAAUCAUGGAUGCGCCAACGAUCGCUACGCGAGGUCACAGUCGGGUUGGAUCGAAGACGGAUUUUAUCCUCCCGCCCGGACACAAGGAUCAACCCGAGCAACGUGACGCAGUUCCACCACACUCGGCCACCUCCAUCAAGGGCCAUUCGCGGCAAGCAUCGCGUUCUGAAUCGAUCUAUACGUUGCGCCGAGCUGAUAAACCUCCCUGGUGGAAGCGGCUUAUGUUCUGCCGGACGGCCAACAGUAAGCUGGAAGAUCGGGGCUAUCGGAUAGUCGUCCCGAACCAUACCGUACCGCCCAAAACGCCCAAGCGAGAUCAUCCGAAUGGGCGGCUGUGUGGUAACAAGAUUCGUACCACAAAGUAUACGCUGCUUUCGUUCGUGCCGAAAAAUUUGCUCGAACAGUUUCAUCGCAUCGCAAACUUGUACUUCAUCUUCAUCGUCCUGCUGAACUGGUUCCCGCAGAUUAAUGCAUUCGGCAAAGAAAUAGCCAUGAUCCCGGUGCUGUUUGUGCUCGGUGUAACUGCGAUAAAAGAUCUGUUUGAGGAUCGCCGACGGAAAGCGUCUGAUAAGCGGAUCAACAACUCAACCUGCCGCGUGUACAACGGGGAAUCGGAACGAUACAAGAAAGUGCUCUGGCAAGAUGUGCGUGUCGGUGAUCUGAUCCAUCUGUCCAACAACGAAACUGUUCCGGCCGAUAUACUUUUGCUCAAAUCAAGCGAUCCGACAGGUGUUUGCUAUAUCGAUACUUGCGAUCUUGACGGGGAAACUAACUUAAAGAGACGUCAGGUGGUACGUGGAUUUGUUGAGAAGCAGCACAUCUUUGCACCGAAUAAGUUCACCAGCCGAAUCGAGGUAGAUGCACCAUCGACAAAAAUCUACCGCUUCCACGGUGCUGUGAUACAUCCCUCAGGUGAACGAGUGCCGGUCUCAACAGAAAGUUUGCUGCUAAGGGAAAGUCGCCUGAAGAACACGGAUUAUGCGGAAGGAAUCGUUGUCUACGCUGGGCACGAAACCAAAGCUAUGCUUAACAACAGUGGUCCCAGGUAUAAGCGAUCCCGUGUUGAACAACAGAUGAACAUCGACGUGAUAUGGUGUGUUAUCAUAUUGAUUGUGCUUUGUAUCAUCGGUGCCGUCGGAUGUAAGCUGUGGCUUUCUUUCUAUGCCGUCGAUUCAGACAAUGACGAUACCAUUGGCAGUAACAACGAUACAUUCCGCAUUCCGUUUCUGCCGUUCGAAAUCAGUCCCGACUAUGAAGGAUUGCUAGCAUUUUGGACGUUUGUCAUAAUACUGCAGAUAAUGAUACCGCUCUCACUAUACGUUACGAUAGAGCUGUGCAAACUGAUGCAGGUAUACCACAUACACAACAACAUUGAGCUGUACGAUCCGGACUCGAACAAGCGUACCGAAUGCCGUGCGAUGAACAUUACCGAGGAGCUCGGUCAAAUACAGUACGUUUUCUCGGAUAAAACGGGCACACUGACAGAAAAUCGUAUGAUAUUCCGACGUUGCACAAUCGUGGGUGUAGACUACAACCAUCCUGAGACAGAGGAAGAAAAGGAGUUGAAUAAAAUUGGUGCACCUGUCCCGAUUCUACAGCCCAAUCUAAACUUGCUUGAAAACUUUCGAGGAAACGCACAGCCUUUGCUGGAGACGAACCAAGGGAUGGGUCGAUGUACGAAUGAGGCUGGAAGUGAAACCGUCGCCAAUCAAAUACAGGAAUUCUUUUUAGUACUUGCAAUUUGCAAUACGGUGGUAGUUAGUGCGACUCCACACAGGGAUAACAUGAAUGCGAGCGGUGUGAUCGAGAUGAACGACAGUGAUACGAGCGUUACACUUGUUCGACCUGCUUUGGUUGAAACGGACGGUGGAAGUCUCCCGCUUACGGCGUGCGAUCCUACCAUUGGAGAUCGAUAUGCCCGACUGACGGAGUCCCGAUCCAUUACACCUUCUCCACCACCAAACGCACCGUCUUCGCUGCCCUUAAAAGCAACUCAUGUGCCAUCACUGUCGCCAAUUAGUAGCUCGGCGGAAACGUCACCCAUGUCGGAGAGUCCACCGAUGCGGCUUAAAUCACUAACCACGCCAACAGCGAAGGUGAAAUCACUGGUAGCUAAGCUUGGCAAUGUAGCCAGCGGUGGAAAGGGUAGUGGUGUUUUUAAGAGCGUUGACAGGAGCAGUACCGGUAGUACCAGUAGCAGUAAGAACCGAUUUGCAAGUGGCGCAUCAAAGUUCCAUAAGUCCUUCUCGCAAGGUUCAUCAUCGCCUGCCUCCAUUCGGCCAAUUUAUGAAGCGGAAAGUCCGGACGAACUGGCCCUUGUUAAUGCUGCAUUCAGCUACGACUGUUGCUUGGUAAACCGAAGCCCAAACCAUGCCCUCGUCAGUGUACCAGGGGAAGGCGUUAUAGAGUACGAGGUACUGAAAGUGCUUCCCUUCGAUUCCACUCGUAAAUGCAUGUCCGUGGUAGUACGACGAACUGGUACGCAGGAUGUGGUACUGUACACGAAAGGUGCGGACAGUAGCAUCAUGCCAAAUCUCGUACCUUGCACACCAGGCUCGGAAGAGUACCGUUUGCGAGAACAAACACAACAUCAGCUAAAUGUGUACGCACGGCAAGGUCUGCGUGUGCUAGUCAUGGCUAAGCGAAAGCUGGAUCCGACCGAUUUUAGCGAAUGGUACAGCAAGCAAGAAGAAUGUGAAUUAAGCAUGGAGAAUCGGGAGCGCAAGAUUCGUGACUCUUUCGGACUGCUUGAAAGAGGACUUACCCUAGUCGGGACAACCGGUAUAGAGGAUCGCUUACAGGAAGGUGUCCCCGAGACUAUUAGUUCACUGUUGCAAGCUGGCAUCGUUAUUUGGGUGCUGACGGGCGAUAAGGCCGAAACGGCAAUCAACAUUGCAUACUCGGCGAAGCUUUUCAAUUCGCAGAUGGAUAUCCUUAAGCUGACGGCACGAUCACGAGAUUCUGCGGAAGCGAGCAUAAACUUUUACCUCAACGAAAUCGAAAAACAGCUAAACUCCAACGGUGCUCCCAACGAUGAAGACGCGUUUGAUCUGCUGGACAAACCGCGUGCGCUUGUGGUGGAUGGGAAAACGUUGACCUUCAUACUGGAUCUGCGAUCCAAUCUCACCAAGCCAUUCCUAAGACUGACCCGUUACUGUUCAUCCGUGUUGUGCUGUCGAGCGACGCCAUUACAGAAAGCUUUUCUCGUGAAGGUGGUCAAAGAAGAGCUUCGUAUCAGUACACUUGCUAUUGGCGAUGGAGCGAACGAUGUUUCCAUGAUACAGAUGGCCGAUGUUGGGGUGGGCAUUUGCGGACAGGAAGGCAUGCAAGCGGUAAUGGCAUCGGACUUUUCGAUAGCCAAGUUUAAAAUGCUGGAAAAAUUACUGCUCGUUCAUGGACAUUGGAAUUACGAUCGAUUGGCGCGCAUGAUCAUCUACUUCUUCUACAAAAAUGCUGCGUUCGUGUUUCUUCUGUUCUGGUAUCAGUUUUACUGUGGAUUUUCCGGUGCUGUCAUGAUUGAUCAGGUGUACUUAAUGAUCUACAAUUUACUAUGGACUGCCUUACCUCCGAUGGCGAUUGGGGUGUACGAUAAGAAGAUUAUCGACGACCUUCUGUUAGCGUAUCCGCAGUUGUAUCAGCAUGGUCGUCGGGGCAAGGGCUAUAAGUGGUCCUCGUUCUGGAUAGUGACGCUCGAUGCAGUGUACCAGAGUUUGGUGAUUUUCUUUGUAGCGAAGGCAGCGUACUGGGGCUCGGAUGUGGAUUUAUGGGUGUUUGGUACAACUAUAACGUCCUCGUGUUUGUUUACGAUGCUGCUACACUGUGCCAUAGAAAUUAAAUCAUGGACAAGCUUACAUGUCUUAUCGAUAGUGAUUAGCCUGGUGUCGUUCUAUGCGUUUGCAUUUGUGUACAAUUCAGUUUGUGUCAACUGCUUUGGAUUGCCGUCCAAUUAUUGGGUUAUCCAGAUGAGCAUGAGUACAAUACAGUAUUAUCUGAUUACGAUACUUUCUUCCGUACUUGCCCUGUUACCACGAUUUACAUAUCGUGUAAUCAAAAAUACGAUUUGGCCCUGCGAAGGUGUGCGGGUUACGCUGCAGUACAAAGAAGAAAAACGAAGAGGUGAGAAUCUGCUGGUAACCUGGUCUCGUUCGACGUCUGCCUCAUCCAUAUUCAGGUACUUAACACACACAACCUCAAGCAAUCACUCGAAAUCCAGUACGCUGAUCACGAGGAAGCGUUCCGCUACUACCACUGCCGUCGGUGGAAUACUCGAACGCAAUGCACCACGGCAACGGUUUGGCUACUAAGCGGCCUGUUCAGGCUGUCAUUAGCAUGGCAGAAUAAACAUCAACGGAACAACUGGAAUGGAUCGAAUCAGCAUCAGUCGAUUUGCCCAAACUCAAUAUCUGUCUUGUUUCGAUAUCCUGCAAGAAAACUUCAUAGUAGAAUGCAUCUUGUUAACAAUCCUGGGGAACCUCCCAUCACAGGGCUUCGCAUAAGGCUGUAAACGGUAGAUGGCGUGACUUUUUUGAAAAGGAUCCUCAAUCGGCAACAAGCUUCUGAAAUUCAAUAGCCUCAAAAGUCUUGUUAAUAGAAAAAGUAGACAUGUUAAAGGAAUGUAAAUGAAAACACAAAUUGCUGCUAUGAAAAAAAAAUCCAACGCGCAUAGAAAAAAGGCACUGCUUUCCAGUGAUACACAAAACAAUCAAAAGAAAACAUAACAGGAACAUUGUUCUGGCGGCCUUAUCAAGUUAAGCUGUUGAACUGAAUUUCUCUCGUAGAAGUGCAUACAUCAAAGUGUACGAAACGUCCAUAUCCUAACCUUUUUUCGUAUUAAAAUGGACAAACUCGCGCACGUGAAAGUGAAACGCUUCGUAGGACCCGAUAAGUAAAACCAAAUUUUUGGAAAAUGGAAACAGUUAUUUAUUACCAAACUGUGUUUACAUGGGAGCAUAUAGAGGAAAACGAAUUGAUUCUUCUUUAAAAGCCUGGGUGGGUAUUGAUUGUUGUUGUAAAGAAUGUUAAAGUUAAUGCUAACGCGGAUAAGUAAAUAUAGAAGCUGCGACCACGGCUGUGAAUGUGAAUGCUUGAUUGGGGCGCUCCGAAAAGAACUGCGAUUUGACACGAGCAGCAUUGUUGAUUGGAACGUGCGAAGGGAAUUAUACAAUAAUUUAAAACUAUACUAGACGACAAUAAAAAGUAGUGGCGGUCGCAACAUGGAAAACAUUUGUAAUGAAGUAUGCAUUUAAUGUAGGUAAAUAACACAGAAUUAGUAUAGCUAAAUGGAAUGGAAAAGACGACCAAGUGCCUCUAACGUGCUGAGAAGAGGACGCUUUAUUGAAUAUGUGUAUAAUCGCUAAACCUUACAUAAGUUAACUACCGCUUAUUGUUAUACUGACGAGAAGAAAAUACAAACAAUAUCCAAACGUAGCCUUCACGCUAAUAGUACGAAGCAGAAGAGGAAUUGUAUGGAACGAAAAGAAACUAACAUUAGCAGCUGUUUAAAGGGAAGAAUUAUGGACGUUUGGUGCAAAUUUCGUGCUUGAAGCUUUUUGUUGCAACUCAGAAUACGAAAGUUCAUUCGUAUAGUAAGCUGAUAAAAUGUGACAUGAAAUAGCAAAUUAACACACACCUCGAAAACCCUGCAUCUGAAGGAAUUGGCACUAGCAGUAUAGUACGGAAUAGCAUUAAAUAUCCUCUCCUAUGGGAACGUACGUUGUACAUACAUUCUGCAAACUAUGGUUCGCAGAAAAAGUUAUCGUAAUGAUAAAAGGAUAUGUUCGUUGGAAAGUAGAAAUUACAGCACCGCACCGUUAAAAAAAACAGAUGGAAUAUUUUUUUAUACAUUGUGACAAGAAUAAAGCGAAGACGAAGAACGUUAAAACCUA